Tarenaya hassleriana is the source of this 2553-nucleotide messenger RNA. RefSeq names its product pre-mRNA-processing factor 39-like. The record is from RefSeq and is a predicted model, not a curated record. Gene Ontology annotation, molecular function: protein binding. Gene Ontology annotation, biological process: RNA processing; mRNA 5'-splice site recognition. Gene Ontology annotation, cellular component: U1 snRNP; commitment complex; U2-type prespliceosome. NCBI's taxonomy places the organism in Eukaryota, Viridiplantae, Streptophyta, Magnoliopsida, Brassicales, Cleomaceae. The transcript has 17 exons. Bases 1 to 2553 code for a protein of 850 amino acids.
AUGAAGUCGACACCACGUAUGGAUGCGGCUCCUGAUGACGAAGAUAGUGCUGCACCUUCUCUUCCAUCUGAAGAGGAGCGUUUAUGGAAUAUCAUAAGGGUUAACCCCCAAGAUUUCAAUGCAUGGACUGCCCUUCUUGACGAGACAGAGAAGACAUCUGAGGAUAAUAUAGCAAAAAUUCGGAAAGUUUAUGAUGCUUUCUUAGCUGAAUUUCCCCUUUGCUAUGGCUAUUGGAAAAAAUAUGCCGAUGCUGAGGCUCACGAGGGGGCAAUGGACAAAGCUGUGGAAGUUUAUGAGAGAGCAGUUCAAGGGGCAGCGUAUUCUGUGAACAUUUGGUUGCAUUAUUGCUUUUUUGCAAUCAAUACUUAUGGGGAUCCAGGCAUUAUUAGAAGUCUUUUUGAGCGAGGGUUGGCCCAUGUUGGGACCGAUUAUUUGUCUUGUCCGUUAUGGGACAAAUACAUUGAGUACGAGUACACGCAGCAGGAGUGGAGACGGCUUGCCAUGAUACACACAAGGAUACUGGAGAGUCCAAUCCAGAAUUUGGAUGGAUAUUUCGAUAGAUUCAAGGAACUAGUCGAAGCACGGCCGUUCUCUGACUUAAAGAGCGCCGCCGAUGAAGCUCUUACUGGCUCAGCUGCUGCUGGAAUUGCACUGUCCGAUGAAGAGUUGCAAGCUGAUGUUCCUACAGAACCAGAGGAGUUGAGGAAAUACAUAGCCAUAAGAGAAGACAUGUACAAGAAAGCCAAAGAGCUUGAAUCCAAAAUCAUUGGCUUCGAAAUGGCUAUAAGAAGACCCUAUUUCCACGUGCUUCCCCUUGGUGCGGCUGAACUGGAGAAUUGGCACAACUAUUUGGAUUUCAUAGAAAGGGAUGGCCAUUUAGACAAGGUGGUCAAGUUGUACGAAAGAUGUGUGGUUGCAUGUGCAAAUUAUCCCGAAUAUUGGAUCCGGUACGUGCUAAGAAUGGAAGCCAGUGGAUGCAUGGAUCUCGCUGAAAAUGCUCUUGCUCGUGCAACUAAAGUCUUUGUCAAGAGACAACCCGAGAUCCACCUUUUUGCUGCUCGGUUUAAAGAACAGAAUGGGGACAUUGCUGGUGCUAGAGCUGCUUACCAACUCAUCCACUCUGAAAUUGCACCUGGGCUCCUUGAAGUAAUAAUCAGACAUGCAAACAUGGAGCGUCGGCUGGGGAACUUGGAUGAUGCUUUCUCUGUAUAUGAACGAGCUAUUGCAAUUGAAAAAGAGAAGGAACACUCCCUAAUAUUGCCGGUGUUGUGUGCUCAAUAUUCAAGGUUUUCCUAUUUGGUUGCUGGAGAUGCCGAUAAAGCCAGGAGGAUUCUGCUAGAAGGACUGGACAACACACAGCCAUCAAAACCACUCUUGGAGGCUCUGAUUCACUUCGAGACGAUCCAGCCCGCACCAAGGCAGAUUGAUUACUUGCAGUCACUUGUUGAAGGGUUUAUAAUGGCAAAUGCAGAUUCCCAGAAUACUGCAGAAAGGGAAGAGUUAUCCUCUGUAUACAUAGAGUUUUUGGGUCUUUUUGGAGAUGCAAAGUUGCUAAAGAAGGCUGAAGACGAGCAUGCAAGGCUCUUUUUACCUCAGAGGAGCACAUCGAAGCUUAAAAAGCGCAGCGUCGAUGAUUUUCUUUCUUCAGAUAGGACUUAUUGCACUCCUUCCGAACAGCCAGAUGCGGAUCAAGUAUGCUUCAGCGUAGGCGCGCCAAAAAAAUCAAAGGGCCCAAACCCAAGAAAACAAGAACAUAAGGAAAGGAAAGCUCAGCAGGCUAAUCAACAAGAUCUCAGUCAAAUUGAAGUUGGGGAAUUUGGCGAUGGUACGGAACUCACACGAGAUUGGAGAGCUAUCUGCGGUAUUCUGAAUAUUGUUGUCGCCAAACAAAAAAGAGAGACUUGUUGGGCGGUAUCGUUGUCAUUGUUGUUGCAAUGCAUUGUCAAUUGCGGACAACCGAUACAAAACCACAUCACAUUUAAUAUUGCUAAAUUUGUUAAAGUAUGCAAAGCUGACAAGUCUGAUAGGAGUGGAUCUUUGAAGGCUGCAGCCAAAUAUAUCUGGGACAAUGGACUACCAAAAAACGAUGUCAGGUUUCAAGCAUCAAUGAAUAUAGUAAGAAGAAAAUUCGUUGUCAAAUGUGACGCUGAUAAAGACUUCAUCCGCCGACGGCUAGAUAAAGGACCUCUUGUUCUAAUUCUCUCAACAAGCGAUGAAUUCAAUGAUCUUGAAAAGGGUUCAGAGGGGAACCUGAGCGACCUCACCGGAACAAAGGGGAGGGAUCCCGUAGGAGCAGAAGCAAGGGGAAGCAUCGGAGGAAUUGCUCCGUCAGAUGUGGGAAAACUGUUUUGCGAUCUCAGCAGAGCCUGUGGGAAUCGGAGGGGAACUCACGCCACUGAGGCCAAGGGAAACAUGGAGGGUCGAAGAAGAGGAAAGGCGCGUAGGGGUGGAAAGUCAUCGACGACGACAACGCUGAGCUCUAGGGUUGGAUCGACAGUGUUGGUGACAGGAGAAGCAGGGCUGGAGUUUGGGAAUCCAUACCCGGGGACAUGA